AUGCCAGUCUUGGAAAGCUUCAAGAAUCACAUCAAGGAAGCAUUCCUCGAUAUCUCCAUUAUAACAUACGUAUUGGUUGUCAUUUUUGGCACAGCUUCAUGGAUUGCCAUCAACGGGCUCUGGGUCGAAUUACCUAUCAUUGUCCAAGAAAUUCCUGAAAGCUGGUCUCUUCCAUCCUACCUGACAGUGAUAAUCCAACUGGCAAACAUAGCUCCGUUAGCUUUUACACUUGGGAACAAGUUUUAUCCUCGCAUGGUCCACGAGAUUCCCGUCAUAUACAUCAGCCUGUUUAUUGGCACGGUUUCCUGUGUUCUGUUGGUAUUUUUUUGGAAAGAAACGUCCUUCAUCGCCGGAGCUGAAAGAAGCACUGCGUUGUUAGUCCUCUGUUUCUUCCUUUCUGUAGUUGAUUGUACAUCGUCUGUGACGUUCCUACCAUACAUGGCAAUCUUUCGAGAAGUCUACAUGAGCCCAUAUUUCCUAGGGGAAGGUUUAAGUGGUCUGAUACCCAGUCUGGUGGCAUUGGGGCAGGGUGUGGGCGGGGGGUCUCAUACCCCUUGCCCCGGUGAGAGCCCCACACAGGCUCCCGUGAACACCACAAAUGGAACCUCCAACAUCACCGACUCUGGCAGCUGGGGACCCGGCCCAAAAUUUCCCGCUGAAGGAUUUUUCUGGUUCUUGGCUGGGAUGAUGUUGGCAUCUGGGUUGGCCUUUUUGGGAUUGAAUUAUCUCUCUGUGGCGAAACGACAGCAAGUGAAGACGAUUUACGAAGUUUCUCCCGACGGAGGCCAGCGUUCCACCUUAGAGCUUGUCUCUUAUGAGCAGGGCAGCUCACCAGGUUCAAAUCCACUAUCUAAUCAAGGUUCCAUUGAUCCUGACAAGACGACCACGAAAGAUUCCAUAUUCCUUAUGGCUAUCUUAGCUGUUGUCAGUGGCCUGAGUAAUGGUGUGAUACCAGCUAUUCAGUCAUAUGCCUGUAUUCCUUACAGCUACUACAUCUAUCAUUUGACUCUCACCCUGUCCAACAUUGCCAAUCCAGUCACCUGUUUUGUGUUUCCAUUCAUCCGCUCUACUUCAACACUGAUCAUAGCAGUGCUGAGUUGUGUCUACUUUGGAAUGUGUACCUACAUUCUCAUCGUUGCAUCACAAAGUCCAAAUGUGCUGUUGCGCUGUAACGAUUCUGGUGCUGUUUUGAUUGUCUUCAUCAGUGUCAGUGCAGUUUCUGUGGUAACUUACAUCAAAGUUGCUAUUGGAGGAAUAAUGCGAGAGAAAGGACGCAGGCAUUUGUUGUGGUAUGGCGUAAGUGAACAGAUUGGUUCAUGUGUGGGAGCAUUAGCCAUGUUUGCUCCCGUAAACAUCUACCAUUACUUUAAACAAGAGUGAAAGUAUUCCCGUAAAAACACUGUAUAGCCUGGAACGUGAAGAGAGCUUUGUCUUGUGCUCCAGGUCUCCAAAGAUUUAAAGGACAAUUUUAUGCAUAGAUGUUACCGCAUGUUUUUUAACCAGCAUGGCAUACAGCAUCUAAAGGUCACAAAUUAGAUUCUCGCCGCUAUUAAGGAAGAGAAUUCAUUUCGUUGUUUAGAAACUCU
Pocillopora verrucosa is the source of this 1586-nucleotide messenger RNA. NCBI's taxonomy places the organism in Eukaryota, Metazoa, Cnidaria, Anthozoa, Scleractinia, Pocilloporidae. The record is from RefSeq and is a predicted model, not a curated record.